AUGGUUGUUUCCAAACUCAUCGUUCUCAUUCUCUUUCUCUUACCACCACUUUCUGCCCAGCAGAACAUCACCUUGAGCUCCUCGUUAGUUGCAAAUAACAACAGCCCUUCAUGGACUUCACCUUCUGGAGACUUUGCUUUUGGUUUCCACAAACUUGUCAAUACAAACCUUUUCUUGCUUGCUAUCUGGUUUGACAAAAUUCCUGAUAAAACAAUUGUUUGGGAUGCGAAUGGAGAUAAACCAGCGCAACAGGGAUCGAAGCUGGAGGUUUCUGUAAAUGGCCUUCUACUUACUGAUCCUGGAGGUCAGCUAAUAUGGGAACAACAAACUGCAACUGUUUCCUAUGCUGCUAUGCUUGACACAGGAAACUUUGUUCUCGUUGAUAACAAUUCUGAUUACCUGUGGGAGAGCUUUAAGAAUCCCACAGACACCAUCCUGCCUUCUCAAGCCCUGGAACCAGGCACCUUUCUCUUUUCUAGGCUCGCAGAAACCAAUUAUUCGAGAGGACGGUUUCAGCUGUACUUCUUGAAUGGUGACCUGCAACUCAGUCCAGUUGGAUGGCCAACUAAAGUGCAAUACGGUGCAUAUUUUAGUAGUGGAACUUCUUCUUCCGAUUCUUCUGUAUCCGGUUAUCAACUUGUCUUCAAUCAAUCAGAUAUCUACAUGGUGAAGACAGAUGGAGUUACCGUUCGACUCCCAUGGCAGCAGCAGGACACAGCACCUAGUUUGGCAGGAAACUACUAUCGAGCAACACUUGAUUAUAAUGGAGUUCUCACGCAGUAUGUGUGUCCUAAGGGCUCCGGCAGUGAUCGCAGCUGGUCAAUUGUGCAAUACAUACCGCAAGAUAUUUGCUCUGCCAUUUUCAACGGGAUAGGUAGUGGUGCCUGUGGUUACAAUAGCAUCUGCACGGAAGUAAAUGGAAGACCUAAUUGCACAUGCCCACUUGGAUAUUCAUUCAUUGAUCAAAAUAAUCUGUUUGGGGGCUGCAAGCCAGAUUUUCCUCUAGGUUGUGGAGUUGCUGAUGCAUCAGAGAAUAUGGAAGAUUUAUAUGAAUUCCGGGAGCUCCAAUAUGUGAAUUGGCCUUUAGGAGAUUAUGAAAGACUGAGCCCCUACAGUGUAGAGGAGUGCAAGACUUCCUGCUUGCAAGAUUGUAUGUGUGCCGCUGCCAUUUAUGGUAGCUCAAUUUGUUGGAAGAAAAGGAUACCUCUUGCUAAUGGAAGAUUAGAAAAGGGGAACUCGUUAGCUCUCAUCAAAGUAAGAAAAGGUGCUCCUUUGGCUCAGCCUGGUCUUACCUGCAUAAAAAAGAAAAAACAGGAUAAGACAAUCCUCUUUGGAUCUCUAGGUACCUCUCUUGUCCUCAAUGCAUUUUUCCUGUUCACGGUUCCUCUGAUUCUAUUCCUGAAGCUCAACAGGAAAUCAAACAAAGUUCUUCAACUUUCAACCCUUUUGGAGACAAAUUUGCAUAUGUUCAGUUACAAGGAACUCAAGGAAGCGACAGAUAACUUCAAGGAACAAGUUGGCAGAGGUUCCUCAGCAAUCGUUUAUAAAGGUAUCCUGAAAUGUAGUCCAAAUAAUGUUAUUGCUGUCAAGAAACUGGACAAAUUAUCCCAAGAAGCUGAAAAGGAAUUCAGAACCGAAAUGAAAGUUAUUGGGAAGACAUGUCAUAAGAAUCUUGUUCGCUUGUUGGGUUUCUGUGAGGAAGGAUCACACCGCCUUUUGGUCUACCAGUUCAUGACAAGAGGUACUUUGGCAAAUUUUCUCCUCGGGAUUCCUAAACCUGAAUGGAAUAUAAGGGCUCAGAUCGUGUUGGAGAUUGCAAGAGGGCUUCUGUAUUUACACGAAGAGUGUGAAGCUCCUAUCAUUCACUGCGAUAUAAAGCCUGAAAAUAUACUUCUAGAUGAAUAUUUUACAGCAAAGAUUUCUGACUUUGGGUUAUCGAAAUUGUUACUGUCCAAUCAGAGUCGAACUAUGACCCUUAUCAGAGGAACAAGAGGAUAUGUGGCUCCUGAGUGGUUCAGAAACGUAGCAGUUACAGCAAAAGUUGAUGUAUACAGUUUCGGUGUUGUGUUGCUGGAGAUUAUCUGCUGCAAAAAGAAUGUAUCAAAACUCGAAGACGAGAAAGAUGGAAUACUAACAGAGUGGGUGUAUGAUUGUUUGCAGGAGGAAAGACUAGAUGCAGUGAUUGAAUUUGAUGAGGAGGCUGUGGCUGAUAAGGAGAGGCUGAACAGUUGGGUUAGGAUGGCAAUAUGGUGUACUCAAGAGGAUCCUUCGACAAGGCCUUCAAUGAAAACGGUUCUGCAAAUGCUAGAAGGAUUCACUGAAAUACCCUCACUUCCCAAGUACUCUUUCAGCUCUAAUUUUUGAGUUUUCGACUCAAUGAUGUCAUAUGAAGUUGAAGUUCAAUCGAAGUAGAUUAAUCGUCUAGAAUCCAAGAGUAAUUGUUAUAAUUAUUAGCUUAUAGAAAGGAAGUCUAAAUUUGUAAUGCCACAAAAUUUUUUGUGAUACGUAUGAAUAAAGCUGGCAGUGUUCCCUUUUGCUAA
Molecule: messenger RNA, 2540 nt
Organism: Ricinus communis (castor bean)
Lineage: Eukaryota; Viridiplantae; Streptophyta; Magnoliopsida; Malpighiales; Euphorbiaceae
Product: G-type lectin S-receptor-like serine/threonine-protein kinase LECRK3
Exons: 1
Coding region: 1-2364 (787 amino acids)
Biological process (GO): protein phosphorylation
Molecular function (GO): protein serine/threonine kinase activity; ATP binding
Source: RefSeq, a predicted model, not a curated record